AUGUAUCCGAUCAUACCUAAAAAAGUCUACAUGAUGCUUUUCCCCUUCGUCGGAUUCGCCUUGGGUACUUACUUAGAUAGAAAAGAAACGGAAAGGCUGUCGUUUUUCCGCGACAAAAGCGCCCUGUAUGGUCGAACCUUGAAGCCCGGCGAGCCACCAAGCUGGCCUUAG
Molecule: messenger RNA, 171 nt
Organism: Phyllotreta striolata
Lineage: Eukaryota; Metazoa; Arthropoda; Insecta; Coleoptera; Chrysomelidae
Source: the annotation of a GenBank genome assembly